This is a messenger RNA of Pelodiscus sinensis (Chinese soft-shelled turtle), 4088 nucleotides long. The record is from RefSeq and is a predicted model, not a curated record. Lineage: Eukaryota; Metazoa; Chordata; Testudines; Trionychidae.
UUUGGUAGUGAUACUGUAAGUGAUAAAAGACUUAAAGUUUAUAUCUGAUGCUUUUCUUAUAGCAAUAUUGCUGUAUUGGUAUGCAACAUUAGAUAUUAAAAACAAAUAGUCAUUAGUCAGUGUGACACUUUUUAGCUAGUGAUGUCCAAAUUAAUUUGGCAUUAUUUGGAGGCCAGCUGUUUUGCUUUGCAUUUUCUGAUAUGUGCUGUUACUUCCAGAGUGUUCAAGAGGGGAAAAAAAAAGUCUGUAGGAGGGAAAUGAUUAAACAAGCUUCAGCUGUUUUUUCCCCUUUGAAUGGACCUCUUUCAUCAGGAUAUGUUAGGACAAGUGCUUUUUCAAGCCAGGAUAUCAGUGGAAGACACAGUGUUCUCAAAAUAUCAUCCAGUUCCUGGGUAGCAUCAACGGACAAGAGAUUUCUCUGCUUCUCCCAGAAUAUGCGGUCUUUCUUUCUUUCUUUCUUUCUUUCUUUCUUUCUUUCUUUCUUUCUUUCUUUCUUUCUUUCUUUCUUUUUCUUUUUCUUUUUCUUUUUCUUUUUCGGGUUUAGAAUAAAAAGAAUCUUAAGUGAGAGCUUUUUCAUGGUGAAAGGAGCAGCGCUUUUCUUGCAACAGGGAAACAGUCCACAAGCCCAGCGGAGUCUGCAGCAUCCUCACAAACAUGCAGGUGACUUGCCCCAGCACCUUCAAGUGAUGAUCAACCUUCUGCGCUGUGAGGACAGAAUCAAAUUGGCUGUGCGCUUGGAAAGUGCGUGGACAGACCGAGUCAGGUACAUGGUCGUUGUGUAUAGCAGUGGGCGACAAGACACAGAAGAAAACAUUUUACUGGGAGUGGACUUUUCCAGCAAGGAAAGUAAAAGCUGCACUAUCGGGAUGGUCCUGCGUUUGUGGAGUGAUACCAAGAUACAUCUUGAUGGAGAUGGUGGAUUUAGUGUGAGCACUGCAGGGAAGAUGCAUAUCUUCAAACCAGUUUCUGUGCAAGCUAUGUGGUCUGCCCUGCAGAUCCUUCACAAAGCCUGCGAGGUUGCACGGAGGUACAACUACUUCCCAGGUGGAAUGGCCUUAGUCUGGGCCACAUACUAUGAAAGCUGCAUCUGUUCAGACCAGAGUUGCAUCAAUGAAUGGAACACAAUGCAGGACCUGGAAUCGACACGCCCUGAUUCUCCAGCAUUAUUUGUUGACAAGCCAACUGAGGGGGAAAGAACAGAGCGAUUCAUUAAAGCCAAACUCCGAAGUAUCAUGAUGAGCAAAGACUUGGAAAAUGUGACCUCCAAAGAAAUACGAAAUGAGCUGGAGAAGCAGAUGAAUUGCAACUUGAAAGAAUUCAAGGAAUUUAUAGACAAUGAAAUGCUGCUUAUUCUGGGGCAGAUGGACAAGCCAUCUCUGAUUUUUGAUCAUCUGUAUCUGGGGUCUGAGUGGAAUGCCUCCAACCUGGAAGAGCUUCAAGGCUCAGGCAUCUACUACAUUUUAAAUGUCACAAGGGAGAUCGACAAUUUUUUUCCUGGUCUUUUUGCCUAUCAUAAUAUUCGGGUGUACGACGAGGAGACAACAGACCUCCUGGCUCACUGGAACGAGGCAUACCAUUUCAUAAACAAAGCAAAGAAAAAUCAUUCUAAGUGUCUGGUACACUGCAAAAUGGGUGUUAGCCGAUCUGCGUCUACGGUUAUCGCUUAUGCAAUGAAGGAAUUUGGCUGGUCCUUGGAAAAAGCCUAUAAUUAUGUGAAGCAAAAACGCAGCAUUGCAAGACCAAAUGCAGGCUUCAUGAAACAGCUGUUGGAAUAUGAAGGGAUUUUAGAUGCAAGCAAACAACGUCAUAACAAGCUGUGGAAGCAACAAGCAGAGAGCAACCUACCCCAGAAUGCAGAUGAUUCUAUGGGGCCCAGCGACUUCCUACUCGAUAGUUUAGACAUUGAUCUAGAAAACCGCCUAUCUGAUUUGGAUGCGUCUUCACAGUCCACAUACUUGGACAACAGAGACAAUACAGAGGCGGGGGGGUUUCACUACUGCUUCCAGCGCCUGCUGGAGAACAAGCUGCCCAGUGACAGGGAAAUAUUUUUCCAGGAAGAGGAUCUGGAACAAGAUGUACUAUUAGAGCAAGCCAAUUUGCUGGUGGGUCCAGCUCCUUCAGGUCCUUCUGAGGCUACAGCGGAGACAGUGAAGGCCAAGGAGAAAGUGGAACCAUUGGCAGAGCUGAGCAGUUGCUGUGAGAAGGGAGUGAAGACAUUGGAGCCCAGCAUGCCAAAGGGGAGGAACAUGCCCAGCCAUGCGGAUCAAGGGAAGGAGAGCAUCAGGGAGGAAAAUACUAUGGAGAGAUGGAAGCGACGCUUGUCUGUGCACAAGGAGGAGAACGUAUUGAACAGAGAGAACCUGAAUAACAACAACAGCAAGAGGAGCUGCCCAGAGGAGUUCGAGCGUGAUGCCAUAUUUGGGAUCCUCAGUAAAGUCAAGCCUUCCUACCAUUCAUGCACUGACUGCAUGUAUUCCUCAGCCAGUGCCUCUACUGAAGUCUCAGAGGAGCAGCAUGAGACACUGAAUCCAGCCACCACAUGCUGCACUUCUACAAUCUGCACUCAGCCUUCUCUCUUCUCCCAAGUGGCUUCUAACUUGUCAAACCAAAUGGCCAGCAAAUCACUGCCUGGGGAAGUAAUAAGGGCUAAAAAUGAUUGUUUGUCUCCACUGCUGCAGGGAGCUAGUGCUUCAGGUGGCAUCUGCAAAUCUGUGGUGGAUCAGAAUUGCAGUAUUUCUGGAAAGUCAAAAGAUGCACCAAAAUCACCUGUCAGAGCAUUGCUUGCUAAGAGAAAGUCUCACUGUGAGAAGAGCCCUCUGAAUCCAGAAGUGAUGAAGGAAGAGUCUCCACCCAGAAAAGAUGUCAGACCAACAAAGGACGUUAGGUACUUGCUGUUUAGUAAAGAUUUGGAAAAGCCAACCUCAAGCAGUUAUUUGAUGCAGCAUCAAGAAUCUCUUAUUCAGCUUCAAAAAGCUGGCUUAGUUAGGAAGCAUACGAAAGAACUGGAGCGUCUGAAAAGUGUACCGUUGGAAUCCUUUUCACAGGUAAGAGAGAGCUCUGUGAGCAGGAUUGAUGUUAGCAUACCAGAGGAAAACCAAGAUUUGACUUCGCACCAAGGCCCAGUGUCUUUUCUGGGUCCAGCACCUUUAAUAUCUGAAGACACAGAGAAUGAUGUAGAGAAGUUAGAGGCCAAAAACCCCUUACAGGGAUUGUCUCAGAAAACCUCCACACCUGUGGUGUGCAGGCUGGAGCACAUGAGCAGUUACACUAAGGACUUUCUGAAGACCAUAUGCUAUACGCCGUCAUCUUCCAGGAGCUCCAACUUGACGCGCAGUUCUAGUAGUGAUAGCAUACACAGUGUGCAUGGGAAACCUGGCCUGGUGAAACAGCGAGCUCAGGAAAUUGAAACCAGACUACGGCUUGCUGGUUUGACUGUUUCUUCCCCUCUGAAGAGAUCCAAUUCUCUUGCCAAGCUAGGGUGUCUUAACUUGUCUUCUGAUGACUUGUCAAGUGACAUGGACAUGUCAACACUAAUGAACUCAAAAGAGGCCAAAUCAAGCGAGUCUUCCAUGCUUUGCGAAUCACAGUCCUCUCUGAGGAGUGUGGAUGUAAGCUCCAAAUUGCUAGCCGAUUCGGCCACAGGAAACUUGGAGAGCACAUUUUGGAAGGGCAAAAGUUGACAUGGUCUGGGUUUGUGUGUGUAUGGUUAUUUUAAUCAGCAUUAACCCAGUGCAAUUUUAUCAUCUGAAACAAAAUAGUUCAUCUGAUACAACCUCUUUACCCCGUUUUUUAUGUGGUAACUGAGGAGAAAGAGGGACAUAACUCAGAAAAGUGAAUGGCACAAGGAGUAAAACAUAUUGCAUGGCUUGGAAGAGGAUGCAGUGUGUGAACUGCCUGCUAUUUCUAUAGGACAAUAUUCCCAGUACUGUUUGCCAAGUAUAGUAAUGUUAAAAUAUAUAUAAUGUAAAAAAAUGCUGACAAUACUGUUUCCAAGUCUCAACAAAAGACACAGCAUUUUUUUUUUAAUUUUGCAAAAGAAACCUAGCACGCGUCUCUAGUUUAAACAGCAACUUGUGGAAAAUCCUGUA